AAAAUAUUUCUUUUCUGAGAGUUUUUCAGCCAUGAGAAUAAGGAAGCAUGCCAAAAUUUCCCCGCUCCACUAUGCUUCUUCAAUAUUUUUCCAACAACACGGUGCCGUUUUACAGACCCACGUCUGCCAGCUCAACCAGUCUCCAUGGGAUGUCAUCACAUUCCCCGGUGAAGAUUUACAAAACGAUAAUAUUAUUAACCACCACACACUACUUCCUCCUCCUCCACCGGCUCCGGCACCGUCUUCUUCUUCUUAUCAGUUGGAUGGAUAUGAUAGUUGCGCUGUAAAUGGGACCUUUUAUGAUUCUGAACAGAGUAGCAUCACUACAAUGAAGCUGGAGGCGAAUGAUAGUGAGAUGAAUUAUUUUGAGGAUAAUAUUGUCGCUGAUGUUCCUGCUGAUUCCGGCGAUUUCGAAAAGGAUGAGCAAGACAAUGAGAUGAUAGAUGGAAAUAAUAAUAAUAAUAUUACAACAAUGUGCUGCAAAAAUGACGGGAAGGGGUGGCAAUGCAGUAGAGAGUCGAAAAGAGGGCAUAAUUUAUGUGACCACCAUUUCGCUCAAAAGCAUUACAUUACUAUCAACAACUCAGCUCAUUCGACGACUGCGGCUGAGACAACUCAUAGUUCUCGCGGCCGCCCGCAUCGUCCUAAGAAAUCUUCGUCUUCCGAAUUUUACUAUUAUUCGGGUUUUGGUCCUUUAUGGGGCAAGAAAAGAGGUCCGUCUUCCACUGACAAGUCUACUAACGGAGCACAAUCUUCAUCUUCUCAAAUGGAUAAUGAAGGAUUUGACUAUAUGGAAGACGACGAAUAUGAUGAUAAUGAUGACGAUGAAGUUGAAAUCUGUAAGCUGAAGAUCAAAAGAGCCCGAAAGCCCAUCAAAGCUAGGUCACUCAAAUCUUUAAUGUGAAAUUCUCAACAAUAAUUUCUAGCUAGCUUACUACUGCUUUUUCGUUGCGAUAUAUUAUAUUAUCGUAGAAUAUUGUUAGUUUUUUUUUGUAAGGUGUUUUAGGGUAUGCUAGAUGAUUUUGGUUUCAUGUUUGUAGUGUCCUAUUCUAGGUGUCUACAUAUAUUAGCUUUAAUUUGCUUCAGUGUAUUGUAGCCUUGGCAUGUGUGGCAAUGUUUUUUUUGUUAUAUAUA
This is a messenger RNA of Solanum dulcamara, 1134 nucleotides long. RefSeq lists its product as uncharacterized. Bases 32 to 904 code for a protein of 290 amino acids. The record is from RefSeq and is a predicted model, not a curated record. The transcript is spliced from 3 exons. Lineage: Eukaryota; Viridiplantae; Streptophyta; Magnoliopsida; Solanales; Solanaceae.